AUACCCGCAUAAACGACGUCGUGUAUACAGAGGGUGGGCAUUACAACAGAUUUGGUUUCUUGGGAGAAGAAAAGACUACCAGGCCUAGUUACUUAUCAAUCACUCCAACAGCCGAACAGACUUGAAUUGUGUUUACAGGUAUCCCAAACAUCUCAGACUGCAUAUCUAUGUUUGCUCUUGGCUGUAAAGUUAAUAACACUAGAUAUGCAUAAAGAUACUAGUAGCAGUGCGCCUGCAACACCCACUGCACGACUGCGGCGGCGUAGAGGUUCAAAUGAGGUUCCUCCAGAUGAUGGCAAAACAAAUGGAACUCACCUUCUGGUCGGUGAUAAAAAUAAGUACAAGUCAAUGUUAGUGCGCACAUAUUCAACCGUAUGGAUGAUUGGGGGCUUCAUCUUCAUAAUAUACAUGGGCCAUCUCUAUAUUUGGGCUAUGGUUGUCAUCAUCCAAAUUUUCAUGGCUAAAGAGUUGUUCAGUCUUUUAAGGAAAACACAUGAAGAUAGUCAUCUUCCUGGAUUUAGACAAUUAAAUUGGCACUUUUUCUUCACUGCUAUGUUGUUUGUCUAUGGCCGCAUUCUCAGUCAACGACUUGUUAAUACUGUUACCUCAGACAAGUUUUUGUAUCAAAUUGUGGGUAGAUUAAACAAAUAUCAUAUGGUCACUUGUUACUUCUUGUAUAUUGCAGGUUUUAUGUGGUUCAUCCUUACUCUCAAGAAGAAGAUGUACAAGUAUCAGUUUGGUCAAUAUGCAUGGACACAUAUGAUUCUCAUUGUGGUGUUUACACAAUCCUCUUUCACUGUAGCCAACAUAUUUGAGGGGAUUUUCUGGUUUCUUCUUCCAGCAUCACUUAUUGUAAUCAAUGAUAUUGCUGCUUAUGUUUUUGGAUUCUUCUUUGGCAAAACCCCUUUGAUCAAAUUAUCUCCAAAGAAGACAUGGGAAGGUUUCAUUGGAGCAUCAGUUACAACAAUAAUUUCUGCAUUUGUGCUCGCUAAUGUUUUGGGUCAAUCUCAGUGGCUCACAUGUCCUAGGAAGGAUUUAUCAACUGGUUGGCUUCAUUGUGAUCCAGGUCCUUUGUUUAAGCCAGAAUAUUUUGCUGUACCCGGAUGGUUUCCUGAUUGGUUCCCUUGGAAAGAAAUUCAAGUUUUACCUGUACAAUGGCAUGCAUUGUGGCUCGGUCUUUUUGCAUCGAUAAUUGCACCUUUUGGAGGAUUUUUUGCUAGUGGGUUCAAAAGAGCUUUUAAGAUUAAGGAUUUUGGUGAUAGUAUUCCUGGCCAUGGUGGAAUGACUGAUAGAAUGGAUUGUCAGAUGGUGAUGGCUGUGUUCGCAUACAUAUACCAUCAGUCAUUUGUUACGCCUCAGAGUGUAUCAGUUGAGAUGAUUCUGGACCAGAUAUUGAUGAACCUGAGCUUCGAGGAGCAGCGGGCUUUAUUCACAAAGCUCGCGCAGAUCAUCCAGGAGAGCCAAUUUGGAGGAUCCUGAACUGCUUGAUCAUCUCUGUAACCUAUGAACAAUACUUAGGGAAGCUGAUUUGAAGAACCCAUAGAGUGGCCAAACCAGCUUGUGGCCUUUGUAAUUCGUAUAUCUUGUUUGCAGCAUCUGCAAGGAUAGCCACCUUAAAGAAUCCCGAGUUAUUCACUGUAUUAAAUGUAUUUUGGUUGCAGCAUAGUUGAUUGUUUAGCUAAAGGAUAUGUAGAUGUGAAACAUAAAAAAAUUGUAUAGUGCUUGCUUCCUCAUAUAAUGUUUUCUGGCCAUUGUCGUUUUAAUACUACUAUUUUAGAGACAUUGAUUUUUCA
Messenger RNA from Daucus carota subsp. sativus, 1793 nucleotides. Its product is annotated as phosphatidate cytidylyltransferase 1. Gene Ontology annotation, molecular function: phosphatidate cytidylyltransferase activity. The transcript is spliced from 12 exons. Lineage: Eukaryota; Viridiplantae; Streptophyta; Magnoliopsida; Apiales; Apiaceae. The record is from RefSeq and is a predicted model, not a curated record. Bases 205 to 1479 code for a protein of 424 amino acids. Gene Ontology annotation, cellular component: endoplasmic reticulum membrane.